Messenger RNA from Erinaceus europaeus (western European hedgehog), 5231 nucleotides. RefSeq names its product F-box and WD repeat domain containing 7 (gene FBXW7). Lineage: Eukaryota; Metazoa; Chordata; Mammalia; Eulipotyphla; Erinaceidae. Gene Ontology annotation, molecular function: ubiquitin binding. Gene Ontology annotation, biological process: ubiquitin recycling; proteasome-mediated ubiquitin-dependent protein catabolic process. The transcript is spliced from 13 exons. The record is from RefSeq and is a predicted model, not a curated record. Gene Ontology annotation, cellular component: cytoplasm; nucleus. Bases 1402 to 3534 code for a protein of 710 amino acids.
GGGAGGCCUCCGAACCCGGCGCUGAGGAAGGGAGGGGAGGGAGGGAGGAGAGCGGUUGCUAGGCGACUUGCGUCAUCGGGCUGCGCCGCUUUCCUCCCGCCCCUCUCUCUGGAGUGAGGCGAGAGCCCCGCACAGAGCGAGCGAGACGGCGAGCUCAGCUCUGGGCGCCGCUGCCGCCGCCGAGAGCGUGAGAGCCCCGGAGCAUCCGACGGAACCGGCCGCCGUGCCCUGGCCGCCGCCGAGACCUCCGCCCUGCCCUGGGCCAGCGGGAGCCGCGGCCGCCCCUCUUCUCCCCCCCUCACCUCCCCGGCCGGCAGCGGCGGCGGCUGCACACGCCGGAUCCCGAGCCGGAUCCCGAGCCGGAGCCGGAGCCCGCGGCUGGGGGCCAGGGAGGCGGCCAGCUCGGGCCGGGACUAGUCGGCGGUGAGAGGACGCCGAGGAGGGGCCGGAUCUUCUGCCUCGUCCCGGGGCGCGGGACGAGGGACCCCCGAGGCGUAGGGAGGGGGUCCCAUCUGCAGCGACACAUGCGGCAGCCGGGAGCGGGGGCGGCGCCGAGCGGAGCCGGCCGGGUCCCCCACCUUGCCGCCCCUUCGGCCCCCCGCCCGGGGCCGUAGCAUCUCGCCCCAGAGUGUAUGUGCCGGGGCCCCCGGCUCAGCCACCACCCCCCGGCCGGGGGGGCGGGGACCCCGAUGUGAAGCGGCGGCGGGGCGAGCAGGACCUGCGCGGCCGACCUCCCCCUCCUCCCCUCCCCUCCCCUCCCCUCUGCCCCCUCGAGGGGGCUCUUUUCCCUUGGCCGGUCGCCGGCCCCCCGGCUCCUCGGCAGGACUCCCGGAGGAGUUCUUGGAGCCCCCUCCCCCGCCCCAGCCCCCGAGGGCGGCGGGGCCGGGGGGGACCCGGGGGGCCGGCCGCAGCCUCCUCCGCCCAGAGGAAGAAACUUUCUCAAAAGCAAACAAAACCAAACCAAAAAAAAAAAAAAGCCACCAAAAAUCAAAAAGCAAAUCCGGAGCCUCCCGAUCGUGACUGUCCCGGGACAGGCGGCCCGGGAGGGGCCGAAGCCGCAGCCUGAAGGGCCCCAGGCGGAGGGAAAGCGGAGGUAAGCGGGGCCGCCGCCUCCUCCGCCCCGGCGGCGCGGGAGAGCCCGGGGUGGCCGCCCGGCGCGGCGACACCGGCGUCGCUUCUCCCCCGGCUCCGCGCCCGAGCUGCCGCCGCCGCCGCCGCCGCCCGGCCCCGGAGGAGGAAGGACACCGGCCCGCCCGCCCAGCGCCGCGGCUCUGCCCUGCGAGUGAAGUUCCAACCAUCACCAGAAUUUUAAAAAGACUAUCUAAAUCUUUGAAUGUGAAAACCUUUGCAUCUUCUGAUAGUCUAGCCAAGGUUCAAGAAGUAGCAAGCUGGCUUUUGGAAAUGAAUCAGGAACUGCUCUCUGUGGGCAGCAAAAGACGACGAACUGGAGGCUCUCUGAGAGGUAACCCUUCCUCAAGCCAGGCAGAUGAGGACCAGAUGAAUCGUGUGGUGGAGGAGGAACAGCAGCCGCCGCCGCAGCAGCUCAGACACCACGAGGAGGAGCACACUGUGAGGAAUGGUGAAGUCGUCGGAGCAGAACCUCGGCCUGGAGACCAAAAUGAUUGUCAGCAUGGUCAGAUGGAAGAAAACAACAAUCGGUUUAUUUCGGUAGAUGAGGACUCCUCAGGAAACCAAGAAGAACAAGAGGAGGAUGAAGAGCAUGCUGGUGAACAAGAUGAGGACGACGACGAAGAGGAGGAAAUGGACCAGGAGAGUGAUGACUUUGAUCAGUCUGAUGACAGUAGCAGGGAAGACGAACACACACAUAGUAACAGUGUCACUAACUCCAGCAGCAUUGUGGACCUGCCUAUUCACCAGCUCUCCUCCCCAUUCUAUACAAAAACAACAAAAAUGAAAAGAAAGUUGGACCAUGGUUCUGAGGUCCGCUCUUUUUCAUUGGGAAAGAAACCAUGCAAAGUUUCAGAAUAUACAAGCACCACUGGGCUUGUACCAUGUUCAGCAACACCAACAACAUUCGGAGACCUGAGAGCAGCCAAUGGCCAGGGGCAGCAGCGCCGCCGGAUCACAUCUGUGCAGCCACCGACAGGCCUCCAGGAAUGGCUGAAAAUGUUUCAGAGCUGGAGUGGACCAGAGAAAUUGCUUGCUUUGGACGAGCUUAUUGAUAGUUGUGAACCAACCCAAGUAAAGCAUAUGAUGCAAGUGAUAGAACCUCAGUUUCAACGAGACUUCAUUUCCUUGCUCCCUAAAGAGCUGGCACUUUAUGUGCUUUCAUUCCUGGAACCCAAAGACCUGCUACAAGCGGCUCAGACGUGUCGCUACUGGAGAAUUUUGGCUGAAGACAACCUUCUCUGGAGAGAGAAAUGCAAAGAAGAGGGUAUUGAUGAACCGUUGCACAUCAAAAGAAGGAAAGUAAUAAAGCCAGGCUUCAUCCACAGUCCAUGGAAAAGUGCGUACAUCCGCCAGCACAGAAUUGAUACCAACUGGAGGCGAGGAGAACUCAAGUCCCCUAAGGUGUUGAAAGGACAUGAUGAUCAUGUGAUCACAUGCUUACAGUUCUGUGGUAACCGAAUCGUUAGUGGUUCUGAUGACAACACUUUAAAAGUUUGGUCAGCAGUCACAGGCAAGUGUCUAAGGACAUUAGUGGGACACACAGGUGGUGUGUGGUCCUCCCAGAUGAGAGACAAUAUCAUCAUCAGUGGAUCUACAGAUCGGACUCUUAAAGUGUGGAAUGCAGAGACGGGAGAGUGCAUACACACCUUAUACGGCCAUACCUCCACUGUGCGCUGUAUGCACCUCCAUGAGAAAAGAGUUGUUAGCGGUUCUCGAGAUGCCACUCUUAGGGUUUGGGAUAUUGAGACAGGCCAGUGUUUACAUGUUUUGAUGGGUCACGUAGCAGCAGUCCGCUGUGUUCAGUAUGAUGGCAGGAGGGUUGUUAGUGGAGCGUAUGAUUUCAUGGUGAAGGUGUGGGAUCCAGAGACUGAGACCUGUCUACACACGUUGCAAGGGCAUACUAACAGAGUCUACUCAUUACAGUUUGAUGGCAUCCAUGUGGUGAGUGGAUCUCUCGACACGUCCAUCCGAGUGUGGGAUGUGGAGACAGGGAGCUGCAUUCACACAUUGACGGGACACCAGUCAUUGACAAGCGGGAUGGAACUCAAAGACAAUAUUCUUGUCUCUGGGAAUGCGGAUUCUACAGUAAAAAUCUGGGAUAUCAAAACAGGACAGUGUUUACAAACAUUGCAAGGUCCCAACAAGCAUCAGAGUGCUGUGACCUGUUUACAGUUCAACAAGAACUUUGUAAUUACCAGCUCAGACGAUGGAACUGUAAAACUAUGGGACUUGAAAAUGGGUGAAUUUAUUCGAAAUCUAGUCACAUUGGAGAGUGGGGGAAGUGGGGGAGUCGUGUGGCGGAUCAGAGCCUCGAACACAAAGCUGGUGUGCGCGGUGGGGAGCCGGAACGGGACUGAAGAAACCAAGCUGCUGGUGUUGGACUUCGAUGUGGACGUGAAGUAGAUUAGAGAGCAGAAGAGGCGAGUUUGUCCAGGCGCGUAGAUGGUAUACUCCCUGCCUUUCCCUUACCCUGAAAAAAGAAAAAAAGAAAAAAAAAAAAGAAAAAGAGAAAACAUCCCUUGUUCUCAGUGGUGCAGGAUGUUGGCUUGGGGCAACAGAGUGAAAAAGACCUACAGACUAAGCAGGAAAGAGGAGAUGACAAACCGAAACUGACGAGAGAGGCGUGCGCUGUGUCAUCACAUAGAAGGCUUCACUUUCGACUGAGGGCAGCUUUGCAACACGAGGCUUUGGAAAUCAAACCAGGUGCAAUUCUUCCUUUCUUUUCUUCUCCAGUGGUCAUUAGACAGUGUUCAUGCCGAAACCUUGUUACAGAUCCUGCUAGCCUGUUCUCUUACCACUGAGACCGGAAUCGGAGCUGCAGUAACAGCACAACAAGGACUGGUUGACUUUCUAGUCAGAGAGCAUCUGUAACAAAAAGUCAAUUUUCUGGAGUGGAAAAGCUUAAAAAAAAAAUACUGUGAAUUGUUUUUGUACAGUUAUCAUGAAAAGCUUUUAAAAUUUUAUUCCCUUUUUUCUUUUUCUUUUUCUUUUUUUUUUUUUGCCAACCAUUGCCAAUGUCAAUCAAUCACAGUAUUAGCCUCUGUUAAUCUAUUUACUGUCGCUUCCACAUACGCUCUUCGAUGCAUUUGUUGCUCAAAGGUGGCAAGUUGUCCUGGGUUCUGUGAGGCCUGAGACGGAUUGAGUUCUUGAUGCUGGUGCUAGAAGUAGGUCUUCAAGUAUGGGAUUGUUGUCCUUCCCUGUACUGUAUUCCCAGUGGCCAAACUUAUUUAUGCUGCUAUAUGAAAGAAAGAAAAAAAAAAGCAAAUUAUUUUUUUUUAUUUUUUUUUUUCCUGCUGUGACGUUUUAGUCCCAGACUGAAUUCCAAAUUUGCUCUAGUUUGGUUACGGAAAAAAAAAAAAGACUUUUUGCCACUGAAACUCAAGCCAUCUGUGCCUCUAAGAGGCUGAGAAUGGGAGGGUUUCAGAUAAUAAAGAGUGAAGUUUGCCUGCAAGUCAAAAAUUGAGAGUGUGUGCAAAGCUUAUUUUCUUUUAUCUGGGCAAAAAAAAAAUAGAUAAAUAAAAUAAAACACAUUCCUUGGGACAGGGCUAUGGCUGCCUGUUCUGUGGAGAAAUGUUUCUUUUUGAGGGCUGUGGUGGAUGGAUGAACGUACAUAAGAAAACUGACAAAAAUAUUUUAAAAAAUAUAUAGAACACAAAAUUAAAAUACAGUUGCUGGUCAGUCUUAGUGUUUUACAGUAUUUGGGGGAAACAGCUGUUACAGUUUUAUUGCUCUGAGUAACUGACAAAGCAGAAACGAUUCAGUUUUUGUAGUAAAGGCGUCACAUGCAAACAAAAUGAAAUGAACGAAAGUUGAAUGGUUUGCCUCAUUCUCCAAGAGCCACAACUCAAGCUGAACUGUGAAAGUGGUUUAACACUGUAUCCUAAGAGAUCUUUUUUCCUCCUCCUGUUUAUUAUUUUUUGUUUGUUUUAUUUAUAGUCUGAUUUCAAACAAUCAGAUUCAAGUUGGUUAGUUUUACUUCUGUAACAACCUGACAUGAUGGAGGAAAACAACCUUUAAAGGGAUUGUGUCUAUGGUUUGAUUCACUUAGAAAUUUUAUUUUCUUAUAACUUAAGUGCAAUAAAAUGUGUUUUUUCAUGUUA